This is a messenger RNA of Entelurus aequoreus (snake pipefish), 4804 nucleotides long. RefSeq lists its product as uncharacterized. Gene Ontology annotation, biological process: proteolysis. The transcript is spliced from 24 exons. The record is from RefSeq and is a predicted model, not a curated record. Gene Ontology annotation, molecular function: serine-type endopeptidase activity. Bases 47 to 4219 code for a protein of 1390 amino acids. NCBI's taxonomy places the organism in Eukaryota, Metazoa, Chordata, Actinopteri, Syngnathiformes, Syngnathidae.
UGGCUUGAGCACCUUGGAAAAAUGGCUGAUCUUCCUCUUUGUGGUGAUGACAGGCGUGUGCGUUGCCCUGGUGACCCUCUACUUCGUGGACCAAGAGGCUUCCUCCACCACUGACCAAGAGGGGCCGGACUCAGGAUGCGGUGGACCCCAGGAGCUCACCGCAGAGUCGGGCACCUUCACCAGCAUCCAUUACCCCAGUAGCUAUGACAACGGGAGGAGCUGCGCCUGGCACAUCACCGUUGACCCGGAUAAGGUGAUCGCCCUGAGAUGGGAGGAGUUUGCGUUAGAAGACAGCCACCUGUGCACAGCAGACUUCAUCACACUGCGAGAUUCAGUGGGAGUCAUUGGCAAGUACUGCGGCUACACCAAACCUUUGCCUAUGGUGUCGCUAACAAACCGCCUGACCGUCUACUUUGACACCAACGACAGGAAAACAGACCAGGGGUUCAAGGCUCGUUACGAGGCCGUGUCUCCGGAGCGUGCAUCGGAAAUAGCCGGAGCUGGUGGCACUCUCCAAGGUGACCAGGGGGAUCUGAUGACCCCCGGCUUUCCGGAGCAGAACUACCCGAAUGGAGCUCUGUACCAGUGGAAAAUAACCGUGCCAGAAGGCGAGAAGGUUCGACUGACGUUCACUUCAUUCGACUUGUUGCCUGAAGUGUGUGGAGACUUCGUCCAGGUCUAUGAUGGCUCUACGUCGUUGGGUAAAUUCUGUGGUGGGGCCAUGCCAAAGCCGGUGGAGUCCAGCAGCAACGCCAUGAUUGUGCGCUUCAAGUCCGACAGCACCGGCCGCUCCAGAGGGUUCACCGCCACAUACACAAAGUCCAGCCUCCCUCCUAUUGUGGUACCUACCACAAUUAAACCCACAACCACAUCCAAGCCCACCACCCAGACCCUACCGCCCACCACAUCCGACUCGGGCGGCACGAUCACGCUCACUGGUCGUAAGGGAGUGUUCCAGUCUGAGGGCUUUCCCAACCCUUACCCCGCUUAUCAGAACAUCUCCUGGAGGAUAACCGUGCCCAAGGGGUUCCUGGUGAAGCUGCAGAUCACCGACAUGGCCAUCACUGGGGAAACGGGACAAUGCAAGGAGGACAAACUAAUCGUCUCGGACGCUUACGAUACUUUAGCCGUGCACUGUGGGUACAUCCGUCCUCCUGUGGUGGUGGCAGCCACCAACACCAUGACCGUCUCCUUCCAGUCUGACAGUCGUCUCACAGACAGAGGCUUCUCCGCCAAGUGGGAGGCGGCGUACCCCGAAGAUAUAGCGGAAAUCCAGGGUUGCGGCAUGUCUUCCAAGGAGAAGACGGGGGUCAUCAAGUCCGCCAACUGGCCCAUGAACUACAAGGCCAACGCCGAGUGCAUGUGGAACGUGGCGCUGCCCAUUGGAAGGAAAAUCACGCUUGCCUUCACGCACUUUGACCUGGAGGCCAAAGACUUGCUGUCGUCCAAAUGCUUCGAUAACGUCAUCGUGUACGACAUCAACGGCGUGACCAACGCCUUGAUUCAGAAGCACGGACCAUUUUGUGGCACCAAGUUGCCAAAAACCAUCCAGAGCAAAGGUAGCAGGCUGAUGAUACGCUUCCAUUCUGAUUUGUUUACCGAGGCUAAAGGCUUCAGAGCCUACUGGACUACAGACCCCAGUGUGCCUGCACCCACUGAGCCGCCUGUACCGCCAAAUCCUUGGGACGGCAUCAACAUAGACUGGCCCGGUACAUGUGGCAGACCUGCCAUCCCUCCUUCUGUGAAGUCUCGCAUUGUCAACGGGGAACCCGCCACACCGCACUCGUGGCCCUGGCAGGUGUCCAUGCAGGUGUGGCCGUCCAGUCGACCUGACCCGACGUUCUUCCAUACCUGUGGCGGGACUCUUAUCCAUAAGAACUGGGUGCUGACAGCCGCUCACUGCUUCAUCAGGUACGCUGACGAGCUGCACCGCUGGCGCAUGUGCUUGGGCAAGCACAACCUGACCAUCACGGAGCCCAGCGAGCACUGCCUGAACGUGACGGGCAUCCACCGCCACGAGGCAUUCAAGUACCCCACGGUGCCCACGGUGGAGUUUGACAUCGCCCUGGUCAGGCUGGACGGGGAGGCUGAGGUCAGCAACCAGAUCUCAUACGCCUGCCUUCCCAGGCAGGAGGUGGUGCUGCCCGAGGGGAAAAAGUGCUACGCCAGCGGCUGGGGAGACGAGACGGGCGAUUCCCUGAAUGCCAAAGUUGCAGAGACCCUUAACCAGGUCGCCUUGCCUGUUGUCCCGUAUGACACCUGCAAGAGGAUGGACUACUGGUGGUUCCAGGUCAAGACCUCCAUGAUCUGCUGUGGCUAUACUUUGCCAGAUGAGCUCAAGUCAGUGUGUCAGGGAGAUUCCGGCGGUCCUUUAGUGUGCCAGGACUCCCCGAACAGUCCUUGGGAAGUUCACGGAAUUACCAGCUUUGGUCCUAUUGGGUGCAUCAUGAACAAGAAGCCCUCUGUGUUCACCCGCUCGUCCGCCUACAUCCCCUGGAUCAGCGACAUCAUACGCAGGGAUAUCUACAACCAACACAGUAUGAUCGCCGCUUUCCUUCUGGUUGUCUCGCUCUUUUUUUUCACAGUCUUGACACGUUAUGUAGCAUCCGGUUGCGGCGGAGCGAAGGACUUGGCGGGCGCAGGUGGCACUUUUUCCUCCAUGGGGUACCCGGGCAGCUACAGCAACAAGGCCAGGUGUCAGUGGAACAUCCAAGCACCUGCAGGCAAACUAGUCCACCUUCACUUCAGCAAUUUCUCCCUGGAGGAGAGUGAACUGUGCCUGAAUGACAAAGUUCGCAUUACGGACUCAGCUGGAAGUCUAGGCACCUACUGCAGCCACACUCCCCCCCCGGACCUGGUGAGCGGUGGGGACUUGCUUCACAUCAGCUUCUCCUCCAACGACAAGGUGGUGGACACGGGCUUCGCGGCCACAUGGAAGGCGAUGGACCCGGCGGAAGCUCCGUGUGGAGGAAGCUUUAACGCCGCCCAGGGUGAGGUCACCAGCCCUAACUGGCCCAAGGACUACCCGGGUCAGACCGUGUGUACGUGGAGGAUCGAGGUCCCUUCAGCCAGAAGCAUCCACGUGGUCUUCACUCACUUUGAGCUGCAGGCCGUGAACGUGCUGGGGAACUGCGUGGACUAUGUGGAGGUCUUCGACGGAGACAACAUGGCUUCACAAGGACGCUUCUGUGGCUUUGCCCCGCCCCCGUCAAUACUCGCCCCGAGCGACACGGUGGUCAUUCGCUUCCUCAGCAACGGGGUUAACCAUCAGAAGGGUUUCCGUGGUUACUGGACCACCGAUGCCAGUGUCGUUCCAACUCUGCCUCCUCCCACUCCGAACCCGUGGGACAACAUUACCAUCAGCUGGCCAGAGGAUUGCGGUAAACCGGCAGUGGCCCCCAAUACGGGCAACCCGAGAGUGGUUAAUGGGGUAGAAGCCGUCCCCCACUCCUGGCCCUGGCAUGUCUCCAUGCAGACUACGCACAUACCUCACAUCCCUUACACGCAUUGGUGCGGAGGUUCUCUGAUCCACGAGGAGUGGAUCCUGACAGCCGCCCACUGCUUCAUGGCGCCUCGGAACCACCCGUCCUUCUGGCGCGCGUGCCUGGGGAAGCACCACAUGAACUCCUCCGCCGACGUCCCCUCGGCCGAGGCCUGCUACCGGGUGGACGGGAUCAUCCGGCACGAGGACUUCGUCUACGAGAACGACCGCAGCGACAUUUGGAACGACAUCGCCCUGGUGCAUUUGGCCCCGCCCGUCAACAUGACCAAGGAGAUCAGCCCCGUAUGUCUGCCCCAACCGGGCGCCAUUAUGGCGGCUGGGACGCCUUGCUUCAUCACCGGCUGGGGGGACGAGAAAGGCAACCUCGUCCCCAAAGUGUCGGAGAAGCUGAAUCAGGCUGCGCUUCCCGUUGUGGACUUCCAGACCUGCAGCAAGCCGACUUACUGGUGGCAAACCGUGAGGCCCUCCAUGAUCUGUGCUGGCUACGACUCCCCGGAUGAGCUCAAGUCAGUCUGCCAGUACGACUCCGGGGGUCCCUUCGCGUGCAAGGCCGCCCGGGCCAACGCCACCUGGGAGGUGCACGGCGUCGUCAGUUUCGCACCCCGGGGCUGCAUCAAGGACAAGAAGCCCUCGGUGUUCACUCGUGUGUCCGCCUUCAGCCACUGGGUCCACGACAACAUCAGGAGGUUCUUGUACCAGAGGGCCCGGUCCGUCUAGGGCGGGGGUCAGCAACCCGCGGCUCUAGAGCCACAUGCGGCUCUUGAGCGGCGCCCUGGUGGCUCCAUGGAGCUUUUUCAAAAAUGUAUGGAAUUGGGGAAAAAAAAAAUGGUAAUAUGGUUUCUGUAGGAGGACAAACACAACUUAAACCUUCCUCCCUGCUUGGCACUCAGCAACAAAGGGUUGGAGUUGGGGGUUAAAUCACCAAAAUGACUCCCGGGCGCGGCGCCGCUGCUGCCCACUGCUCCCCAAGGGGAUGGGACAAAUGCAGAGGACAAAUUUCACCACAUCUAGUGUGUGUGUGACAAUCAUUGGUACUUUUAUCUUUAAUCUUAAUCUAAUUGUUAGAAAGCCCAUUGUUUAAUAUGUUUAUGCGUCACUGAUGAGAGUGCCCUUUUGUCCUACUAAUUUCAGCGGCCCUUGAACUCACCGUUGUCUGGACUGUGACUCAACAGUUUGUUUACAUGUACAACUUUCUCCGACGCUGCCACAGAAAGUCACGUUUUAUGCCACUCCUUCUCUGUCUCAUUUUGAACACCAAACGUUUUAUGCUGUGUGUGAAUGCACAAAGGAGAGCUUUGUUGA